This is a messenger RNA of Saccharomyces cerevisiae S288C, 933 nucleotides long. RefSeq names its product Dos2p (gene DOS2). The transcript has a single exon. The record is from RefSeq and is marked reviewed. Lineage: Eukaryota; Fungi; Ascomycota; Saccharomycetes; Saccharomycetales; Saccharomycetaceae. The coding region runs from base 1 to 933 and encodes 310 amino acids.
AUGGAAUUCUUUUAUGAAGAACAAGUAGCUUGUAUCGAAGAUGAUAAAAUAAGCAACUCUCAUACCAAGGAAACUGGAUCAACAGAAAACACUGAAAAUAACGAACUUCAGAGCCGAGAUGACAAAACAAAUGAGGCCUUCCAAAAGUUAGAAGAGGAAGUCAAUAAACGAUAUGAAAAGACUACAAGUGCAUUCAAAAAGUUAGUAAUCGAGAAAGAUGACGGAAUUGAAAUUAACUUGCCAAUUAGCAAUGAAACUACAGAGACUGCACAAAAGUAUUUGAAGAAACUAGACGAGAAUAUUCACAGCGUGGAAAGUCUAGCCCAGUCAUAUUGGAGCAAAAUGAAAACUAAGAAUUUUUGGUCUGGCUUCAGUAGCUUCGAUAAUGCUGCAGAAAAUGACUCUAAUGACAAGGAUGAGAAUUCGAAAGAAAAUGAAAUUGCUGUGGGUGGAAAUAGAACAGAAGCCGAACUAAGGACAUUAUCUAAAGAUAAAUCGGUUUAUUUAGACAAUAAAAUGGAUUUGCAACUGGACCCGUUUGACGUGGAUGAAAAAACUGAGGAGAUAUGUUCUAUUUUACAGGGCGACAAAGAUAUCUCCAAAUUAAUGAACGACAUCGUACCCCAUAAAAUCAGCUAUAAAGAUUUCUGGCACAUCUAUUUCUUACAAAGAAACAAAAUUCUAGAUAAAGAAAGUAAAAGGAAAGAAAUAUUGUCCAAAAAGGAAAAGGAAACGGAGGAAAAAGAAGUUGAGUGGGAUGACGAAGAAGAAGAAGAAGAUGAUGACAAAGUAGAAGCAGUAGCUGACAACAAAUCUAAAGGGGAGACGAAAGUUGCUGUGUCUCAAGAGGGAUUGAAAGAUGUUAGUGACCAUGUUGGCCUCGCCAACAAGGAUGAGAGCAAGGACGACGACGACGAUGAUGACUGGGAAUGA